Molecule: messenger RNA, 724 nt
Organism: Cinara cedri
Lineage: Eukaryota; Metazoa; Arthropoda; Insecta; Hemiptera; Aphididae
Source: the annotation of a GenBank genome assembly
AUGGAAUUGGGGGGUACCGAAACAAAAGAUGACACUAUAGAAAAAGAGAUCACGGAACUAAACAAAGAGACUAUCAUUGAGUUUGAUAAAAUAAAAGGCGAUAAGGAUAUACUAAAGAAAUUAACAGAUAAAAUUAAAUCCCCUGAUGACAAACAAUUACACAUUGACAAUGGUGAGGAUAUAACAACUAUUAUAACCAAAGUAACUGAAACUCAUAAAACAAAACUUCAACGAACCGAUAGUGAUUUAAUUGGGGAAACCCUGACAACAUCAGAAAUUCAAAAACCAACNCACCUUAGAUAAAGAGAUCACGGACCAAAAAAAAGAGACUAUGAUUGAGAUGGAAAAAAUAAAAGGCGAUAAGGAUAUACAAAAGAAAUUAACAGAUAAAAUUAAAUCCCCAGAUGACAAACAAUUACACAUUGACCAUGGUGAGGAAAUAACAACUAUUAUAACUAAAGUAACUGAAACUCAUAAAACAAAACUUCAACGAACAGAUAGUGAUUUAAUUGGGGAAACCCUGACAACAUCAGAAAUUCAAAAACCAACAGACGAAACCCCUAGUCCUAUGGAUAAAGAUCCUUUAAAAGAAUCGAAAAUACACGAAAUUUCCCAGGGUUAUAAGGGAGAGGGGGAUGAAAUAAUCAAACACAAAAUACCAAUUGAUAAAUCUUUCGCAGAUAUAAUAAAAUCACCAGCCACAGAUACAAUAAAAGCUGAAAUC